GCAAAUUUCGAGGUCUUACUUGAUAAUGAUGAUGAUAUUUUUGCAUCGCUUGACAAUAAUAAUAGCAGUUUCGUUGUCGUUGAUAUCACAGGAUUGAAAAGUUAUUUGCACUUUCCAACUCCUCCUGCCAAACUCCCUCCCACAAAUGAAGAAAGGUUAGCCAUGGCUGAAUAGAGACACAGAAACAGAAACAAAGAGGAACUGACCUUGAUUGAUUGAAGCAAAACAAAUCAAACCCAAUAAUAAUACUUCAUCUUCAUCAUGGAGAAGAACAAGUCUGUUCAGUUUCCAGAUUCUUCUUCAUCUCCUCAAAAAGCUUCCAACUAUGAUGAGCUUUUAAUGCAACACAGCUUACUGUUUACAGAUAGUCUCAAGGAUAUGAGAGAACUCAGGAAACAGUUAUACUCAGCUGCUGAAUACUUUGAGGCAUCUUAUGAUAGAGAAGAAGUUCAUAAGCAAAUAGUGGUGGAAACCUUGAAAGAUUACAUAAGUAAAGCUAUGGUUAGUACAGUUGACCAUUUGGGUUCAGUUGCAUAUAAAGUUAACAAUUUCUUGAAUGAUGAAGUUCUUGAAUUCUCUUCAACCAACCUUCGUUUCUGUUGCCUUGAACAGAAAAUGAGAGGAUGCAAAGAAUACAUGGACAGGAAUGGCAUGCUACAGCAAUCUUUAAUAUUAACUUUUCCCAAGUACCAUAAACACUAUAUUCUUCCAUCUAAAGCAGGGGAGACUAUAAAAUUGGUGCAAGAGAACUGCAUUUCAAAUCCUAAUGAUUUGCAACCAUCUCUUAAAGUUGAUCCAGGGGCAAAAAUGGAGAAACUACCGUCUGUUGUAAGAAAGGGGAUAGUUUCAUCUAAAGAUGCUCAAGUUGGUCCUGUGACGUUUGCAUUCGCCAAAACAUCUAAUAAUAAACAACUAGAAAGAAGAGCUUCUUCGCCACUUCGUUUUCCUCUCAAGCGUUCAGGAUCAGUCAACAGAUCUAUCUCUCCUAUGCCUAAUAGUUCUAAACAAUGGACCCCGGCAUCUGAACCACCAAGCUCAGCCUCAAUGCGUAAGCCUGCUGAAAGGGAUAAAACAAAAGAGAUUCAGUUAUAUUCAAAGAGAAGUAGAAACCUGUUCAGAGCAUUACUCAGCAUGCGUAAGGAGAAAUGAAAAGAACAGGUGCAAUUACAUUUCUGUUAUGCAAAUUUCUUGACAUGUAGCGAUUCCCAGGUUUCAUACCUGAUCCCUUAGGUGUAUACAUAUUUAUCAAUACACAACUGCCAUGAGGUGUGAAUGAGACACAUUUUAUAUAUCUCAAUAAGAGUAAUCAGU
Molecule: messenger RNA, 1311 nt
Organism: Impatiens glandulifera
Lineage: Eukaryota; Viridiplantae; Streptophyta; Magnoliopsida; Ericales; Balsaminaceae
Product: protein ABIL3-like
Exons: 9
Coding region: 262-1149 (295 amino acids)
Source: RefSeq, a predicted model, not a curated record